UCUCUUGCUCUGUGUGAUACACGGUUGCCACAUUCAUUAUAUAUAUUUAUCUGCUUGAAUCAAUUCAAUCGCAUUUCAUUUGUAACACAAAAACCACAACAACAAGAGGGCCUCUCGCCCUCUCUCCCUAUUAUGCCUUCUCUCAGAUCUUAGAUUUCAUCAAUUUCUUCAUCUGGGUUGUCUUCAUUUGGAUGGAAAUGGACCCUGGCAAGCUUUUCAUUGGUGGGAUUUCCUGGGACACAAAUGAAGAACGACUCAGACAGUAUUUCCAGAACUUUGGAGAUGUGGUUGAAGCUGUGAUAAUGAAGGAUCGCACCACGGGGCGUGCCCGUGGUUUUGGAUUUGUUGUUUUUGCCGAUCCUUCUGUUGCUGAGCGAGUUGUUAUGGAAAAGCAUGUCAUUGAUGGUAGAACUGUGGAAGCAAAAAAGGCUGUCCCUAGAGAUGAUCAGAAUGUUCUGAGCAGAAGCAACAGCAGCAGUCAUGGGUCGCCAGUUCCUUCUCCUGUCCGCACAAAGAAGAUAUUUGUUGGAGGUCUACCAUCCACAAUUACUGAGAGUGAUUUUAAGAACUACUUUGAUCAGUUUGGAACAAUUACAGAUGUUGUCGUGAUGUAUGACCAUAACACACAAAGGCCUAGAGGUUUUGGAUUCAUAACCUUUGAUUCUGAGGAAGGAGUUGAGAAAGUUCUGUACAAAACUUUUCAUGAACUGAAUGGUAAAAUGGUUGAGGUUAAGAGAGCUGUUCCCAAGGAAUUAUCUCCAAGUCCAAGUAGAGGCCAGUUAGGUGGAUAUAGUUAUGCUAUGAGUAGAGUUGGUAGCUUUGCUAAUGGUUUCACUCAGGGAUAUAAUCCAGGCAUGGUUGGAGGCCAUGGACUUAGAAUAGAUGGUCGGUUGAGUCCGGUUACUGUUGGUCGUAGCGGAUAUCCUCUUUUGAGUCCUAAUUAUGGGUCAGAACUCAACUUUGAGCUACCAUUGAGCCAAAAUGAAAGUGCAAACUUUACAUCUAACUUCGUCAUAGGACGGGCGCUGAACUCUUCAUACAAUGGAAGUCCGAGCAGGUACAAUAAUGCCAUGGGGUAUGCUGGUUCAAGCAUUGGCAACAAUGCAACCAUAAGUUCAAGUUCAAUAAAUCAAAAUUUGUGGGGGAAUGGGAAUCUUUAUGGUGCUACUAACCCUGCAACCUCUAAUGCUUUUGUUGGUUAUGGAAGUGAAAAUUCAAGCAUGGGUUCUCUUGGUGGUAUUGGAUCACUUUGGAGUUCCUCCCUUGGUAAUAAUCAAGCUGGAACUAUUGGCUCUGGAUAUGGUAAGGGAAGUCUUAGUUAUAGGUCCGGAGAUGUGAUUUUAGGGUCAAAAACAGUAGAUUAUGGAAGAAGCAGUGAAAGCACUGUUGCAUCAGCUCCAUUGUAUACUUUAUCAAAUGGAAAUUAUGAUGAGGCAUUCAAAGAUACUUAUGAAGCUGGGCCAUUUUAUCGUGACCAGACUUGGAGGUCAUCAGCUUCAGAACUAGACGAUUCUGGCAGUCUUGGUUUGGGUUUUGAAAAUGCUGUUUCAGAUUUAAUGAGCAAAGGCUCGGGAGGUCACAUCGGCGCUUAUGCUGUUGCUAGUAGACAAUCAAAUAGAGGGUGAUAAACUAAGAGAUAUGACUUACUUGAAUCAGAAAGUACGGCAAUUCAAAGCUUGUCAUGUACUAAUGUGCCUUUGAACAUGUUUUGCUUCAGGAAUUGCUGCUUAGGAAGGUUAUGUUAUGCUGUGGAUGCUCCGACAGUUUCAGUGAGGUAUUUCUGGUGCAGAAGGUGAAUGAAUGUGGAAAGCUUGAAUCUUCUUGUUUCGAGAUACUUGAAUGCUUCUAAUAUUUCAUUAGAGCCAGUAGGUUUGGCUGUGUUGAAUAACCUGCGAAUACAGAACACUUACAAGGGCUUUAAUAUAAGGAUUGUGCUUGAGUGAAAUAUAGGUUUUUCUUUCUUUCAGGUUUUUGAGACUUGUAAUCAGGUUAUGGAGUUAGUCAGCAAUGUCAUUUGAUGCACACCUCCCACUAUAGAGUAAUACACAAAACAAGACUUCUCCUACAUUUCUUUUUGUUAUUCUGUUUUGGACACUUGAACCAUGUUGCCAGUGUGGGCCAGAAUCUUUUUAUUAUCUCCUGUUCAGUGUUUUGAUUUUUCAGAAACUGUAAAAAUACAUGGUUAAUUUCUCCAUGAUAUUGUCAUGGGAUGUUCAUCUAGUUUCUUUAAAAUAAUAGCUGAUUCGUCUAUGGAACA
This is a messenger RNA of Lotus japonicus, 2257 nucleotides long. RefSeq names its product heterogeneous nuclear ribonucleoprotein 1-like. The transcript has 4 exons. The record is from RefSeq and is a predicted model, not a curated record. Lineage: Eukaryota; Viridiplantae; Streptophyta; Magnoliopsida; Fabales; Fabaceae. The coding region runs from base 192 to 1625 and encodes 477 amino acids. Gene Ontology annotation, molecular function: RNA binding.